UGGUCACCAACCGCCGACGAAGCAAACGGUCUCCGCCUUUUUACCUUAGUAAGCCAGGUCACGGUGCGCUGCUGCCUCUAAUGGAGAAAGUGAAAAUGAGCAGGCCCCGCCCGGGACAACCCCACGACUCGUGAGGGGGUAGCAUUGCAGUCUCAGUAUUCUGGCUUUAGGCUUGUCAUGGAAUGUUAAAGGGGGAGAUUCAGGGAACACAUAAAAAAAGUGCCCUCGCAGGUGAAGCUAGAGGAGCUUAAACUUCAGAGUACCUUUGAAAGCUCUGCGACUUCUCCAGAAUAUGAGAGAAGGAAAUAGCCGGAUUCCAGAAUAGGAGGAAAUCCAGAAUUUAGGAAAUCACUUUCUGGAAAGACAGAACAGUUCUUUUCACUAAAUAAUACAAAUAUCCAGAGUAUGAUUCUCAGUACGCAAACCCAGAACACUGGCUGCUGUUUAAAAAUAAAUCAUGGAGGAAGCAUCCCAGCAACCCAACCACGACCUGUCUUCCCUGGACACCAUGAACCACACCGUCCAAACCUUCUUCACUCCUGCCAGGACCAGCCGUCCCCCAAACUAUGAGAUGCUGAAGGAGGAACAUGAGGUGGCUGCACUGCGGGUGCCCCACAACCCUGCGCCCCUGACAUCCACCGUGAUCCACAUCCAAAGCGAGACCUCCGUGCCCAACCACGUCAUCUGGUCCCUGUUCAACACCCUCUUCAUGAACUCCUGCUGCCUGGGCUUCAUAGUGUUCGCCUACUCCGUGAAGUCUAGGGACAGGAAGAUGGUUGGCAACCUGACGGGGCCCAGGCCUACGCCUCCACCGCCAAGUGCCUGAACAUCUAUCUGGGCCCUGAUUUUGGGUAUCAUCAUGACCAUUCUGCUGAUCAUCAUCCCAAUACUGAUUCUGCAAGCCUAUCAGUAGAUCCAGAGGAAUCAUCCUGGCCAGGGGCUCUGCCUGUGACCUGUCUCCCACGUACUCCAGCUUCCAUUCCUCGCCCUGUCCCCAGUCAAUCCUGUAUCAGCCUUUUACCCUCACACACUUUUCUACAAUUGUGUUCAAUAAAGUGCACAUGUUCCUGGUAAUAAAUAAAUAAAUAAAU
This is a messenger RNA of Callithrix jacchus (white-tufted-ear marmoset), 1091 nucleotides long. NCBI's taxonomy places the organism in Eukaryota, Metazoa, Chordata, Mammalia, Primates, Cebidae. The record is from RefSeq and is a predicted model, not a curated record.